Molecule: messenger RNA, 1511 nt
Organism: Setaria italica (foxtail millet)
Lineage: Eukaryota; Viridiplantae; Streptophyta; Magnoliopsida; Poales; Poaceae
Product: glutelin type-B 5
Exons: 4
Coding region: 22-1320 (432 amino acids)
Molecular function (GO): nutrient reservoir activity
Source: RefSeq, a predicted model, not a curated record
CCCUAGCUACUUGAUGCAUGCAUGGCUCCUACCGCUUGCUUUUGCUUGUGCAUCGGCCUCCUCCUGUGGCAAAGCUCUCGCCAGCUUGGAGCAGCUGCUGCUGCUUCCAGCUCCGGCUCCGGCUCCGGCGGCUGUGAGUUCGCGUUCGACAUGCUGCACCCGCUCGAUCCGAUUCGGAAGAUAAGAUCGGAAGCGGGGACCGUCGACUACUUCGACGAGGCGAACCAGCAGCUCCUCUGUGCGGGUGCCUUUUUCAUUCCCGUUGUCAUUGACUACCGGGGCCUUGUGCUACCUCGCUAUGCCAACGGUGGUGUCCUAGCCCUUGCCCAGCAAGGUACAGGAAUUGUGGGAUGGACUUUCCCUGGAUGCCCCGAAGCGUACCAGAAGUUCAGACAAGGCGAUGUCAUUGCACUAAGGCCUGGUGUUCCGCACUGGUUUUACAAUGACGGCGGCAAUAAUGAACCACUCGAGUUGAUCAUGUUUUACGACAUAAACACCAACUCUAACCAGCUUCAACCACAGCACAAGGAUUUCACUUUCGCUGGUUCCAACAGCAACCGAAGCAGGAACAUCUUCAAAGGACUCACCACCAAGUCCAUAAGCCAGUCCCUUGAGAUCAACCAGGACCUGGCAACAAGACUGCAGGGUCCAAGUAAUGACACUAGAGGCACCAUAGUUCGCGUGCCGAAUGGCCUCCGUCUACGUCUAGCGGCGCAGCUGAAUCUGAACACCACGACCGCGACGCAGUUACAAGAUGAAGAGCAUGAAACAGGGCAGGCGCAGCCGGGACGACAAAGCAAGACCCUUCUGCCGGACAACAGGUACCUGAAUUGCUUGAUGAAGGUGAUAAUGAACUUGGAAGACCCUCAUUCCCGGAGGAUCACACGUCUGACCGGCGACAGCUUUCCCAUCCUCAACUCCCUGGGAUUGAGCGUUGAGAGAGGGACUCUAAAACCGAACGAAAUUGUUUCACCAUACUACACCAUCAACGCCCAAACCGUGGUGUACGUGACCGGAGGAAGCGCCCGGCUGCAGGUUGUUGACAACCGUGGGGUGGCAGUGCUGAACGAUGCGCUUCGCCAGGGGCAGCUGCUGGUCAUACCGCAGUAUUACGUCGUCCUAAUAGAAGCAGGUCAGGAUGCUGGGUUCGAAUACGUCGCGUUCAAGACCAACGCGAACCCUCUGAUCAGCCGCAUCGCAGGGCCCGGAUCCGUCCUACGUGGCUUGCCAGUUGGUGUCAUCGCUGCUUCUUAUAAUUUCUCGACGGCGGACGCGAUAAAGAUUAAGAAUAGUCGGGGCAACGACGAACGAGCUGUAUGAAUUGAAACUCUCUGGUGAUUGUCGCUAUGGAUUAUUAAGGCAACGGGCGACGACGAGAUGCAUGUAUUGCCAUGAGUACCGGCUGCUAAAGUAAAUAAAGCAUGGCAUGUGUGUAGCUCCGUGAUAACCGUCCACAAUGUAAUGCAUACUAUAUGUCUACAUAACGGUUAAAAAAAUUAAAGUUUACCUCA